AUGGAUAUUUCGGCUGAUGAAUUGAACCUCCUCGUUCUGCGAUACUUACAAGAAUCUGGUCUGAAACGUUCGGCAUUUACGUUUGGUCAUGAAUUGAAAAUGUAUGGAAAGGAUAUCAAUAAAACCUUGGUUCCUCCAGGAGCUUUGAUUAAUAUCAUUCAAAAGGGUCUUUACUACACCGAAGCUGAAAUAUGCAUUGGAGAAGAUGGAUUAGAACAGCCUAUGACUGAGAGUUUGUCUUUAAUUGAUGCAGUUAAGCCGGACAUUGUAGCCAGUCGACAGAGCCACAAUAAAAAAAAACUAAGUGUGGUCAAGAAUGAUGCAUCAAAAACAAAUGGUGAUAAUGACACCGCAACAUCGACUCCAGCUGUUACUAGCACUGAAACAAUGAUACCAGUGCUAGACAACACAAUUGAAAUUCCUGCCGAAAAAUCUACUCUCCUUAUGGGUCAUAAAUCUCCAGUUUUUUGUUGUGCAUGGAAUCCAACUACUGAUGUGCUUGCUUCUGGAUCAAGUGAUGGUACAGCUUGGAUUUGGGAUAUUCCUAACAGUUCUGGUGUUCUUUCUGGACUUCUAUUGAGACCAAAUAUUCAAGGAGUAGAAAUUCCAGUACCCAAUGAAAUUUUAUCCAUUGGUUGGAAUUGUGAUGGAACAUUAUUAGCCUCCAGUUCAAUAGAUGGCGAUGCUCGAAUUUGGAUGAAAGAUGGCAGAAUAUCAAGGACUCUUCACGGACAUAAGGGUCCAAUAUUUUCUUUAAAAUGGAAUAAAAGAGGAAAUUAUGUACUCAGUGCUGGAGCUGAUGAA
This is a messenger RNA of Myzus persicae (green peach aphid), 804 nucleotides long. Its product is annotated as F-box-like/WD repeat-containing protein TBL1X. The record is from RefSeq and is a predicted model, not a curated record. Gene Ontology annotation, molecular function: transcription corepressor activity; protein binding. Gene Ontology annotation, biological process: regulation of transcription by RNA polymerase II. The transcript has 4 exons. Gene Ontology annotation, cellular component: histone deacetylase complex. The annotation marks the transcript as partial. Lineage: Eukaryota; Metazoa; Arthropoda; Insecta; Hemiptera; Aphididae.